This is a messenger RNA of Theileria annulata, 3165 nucleotides long. RefSeq lists its product as uncharacterized. Gene Ontology annotation, biological process: tRNA splicing, via endonucleolytic cleavage and ligation; tRNA-type intron splice site recognition and cleavage. NCBI's taxonomy places the organism in Eukaryota, Apicomplexa, Aconoidasida, Piroplasmida, Theileriidae. The transcript has 16 exons. The record is from RefSeq and is a predicted model, not a curated record. Gene Ontology annotation, molecular function: tRNA-intron lyase activity; nucleic acid binding. The coding region runs from base 1 to 3165 and encodes 1054 amino acids.
AUGUGCCAUGAUAAUAGUUUGGUGUAUAAUGAUUUGGUUAGAAAAGGCCUGAUAGUCAAGGAUGGAAUGAAUUACGGAGCAACAUUCAGUAUAUACGAAGAUGACCCUGAACAAUUUCAUGGGCAUGGAUUAGUUUUUCUGAAGCAUUCAAAUGAGGAACUUAAGAUCAGUUCAAUAAUUCGGUGGAAUAGAAUCUCGACAUUUGCAAACAAAAAGAAUUUGACCGGAUGGAAUAUAAGAUUCAGCAAUCAACCAGGAAAAGGAGAAUCAUACUACUCUGAAGAACAAAUUCCAACUGAACGGUCAGAACACUCACUCCUUAAGGUUCCCUCAGGACUUCACUGUGGUCCAGCAGGAAGAAGAACACUAAUUAAAUGGCUAGAAGGUAAUGGCGAUUUAAAACAAAAAUAUUGUGUUUUAGACAAUUAUAAGCUCAGCAGAGGCAUUAAUAAUGCAAACCCUGGAGUUAUGGCGUGCCGACUUUGGCAGGAGUCACAAGGAUUGCCAGAUGAAGUUUCGAAGGCUAUUGUUGGCCUACUGAAGCUACAAGGGAUACCAACAAACAUUACAUACAGAGUAUUGUUUGAAAAUUACUUGUCAAAACAGCUCUCAUCACUGAUGAAAAGACAUUCAGAUUCACAAGAAAAAUUGUCAAUGUUGGCAGAGAAGAUGAUUUCCAUGUUCCAAGUCACGCAAAUACAGCCGUUGAUUGUGGAUGUACUCGACUUAUUAGUGGAAAUCCCACAAUCGGCAAUGGCCAAAAUACUAGAAGACACAUACUCAUCGCAUCAUUUUUACAAAAUCAGUACACUUAAUAUAAAGCGUAAAAUAUGGUCAGCAUCACCAGAAAAGUUAAACGAGACGAUAAUACCCUUGAUUUUAAAGGCACUUUUCCUACUAAGAUUAGGAAUAUUUGAUGACCAAAUGGGCAAUUUGUCCUCAAACGAGAAUCUAAAUGAGUAUAAUAUGUUGAUUGGGCAGAUGUUGCAAUUGAUUGGAGACCCUCAGGCAGAAUGUAGCCGAAUUGUUUACUGCCAAACGGUUACAAUACUAAAACUUCUAUUUAUUAAAAGCUCACUGCAAUAUAAAACGAAUACAAUUAAACAUACGAAUGUAGUUAAUGCAAAUGAUAGUAGGAAUAAAUCAGGAACUAAUAAGAAUGUAGAAGAUAGAAUGGUGAAGGUGAGUAAGACUGCAGAAUGUAGUUUAACAUUUCAAAGUGAAAGGUUUUCUGAAGUUAAAAAUAAGAAUCUGGACCUUCAUUACACAAAAGUGCUACCACAAGAUUUGUGUGACCUAUACACAAAAUAUGCAAAUAAAACUAUCGGACUUUCGUAUUCAUAUAUAACACACUCAACGAAUAACAAAAUAAACUAUGAUCUAGAAGAAAUUGUUGAAUCUAACAGAUCAUUGAAUGAUACGUUCCACUCUACAGAUACAGCUAAAUCUGAAUAUAGAACCAAGUCAAUGAAUGAAACAACAGAUUCAGUGAAAAUUGAAAAUAUAUUGGAAAAUGUAAUAAGUUCAGAUAUUGAUAAUGAUUUGUUGUAUCCGGAUAGAGGAGAACACUACUAUAGCUUAAUAAGAUAUUCAUUGGCAAUGAAAUGUCAGGAGAUGUACAAGAUCACAAACGCUAACAUGAAGCUGAUAGAGCCUAACUUCAACUUAUUACAACUAAUUAAUAAGGUCCACAACUCUGUGGACAAUAAUCUUCCGACAGAUGAACUAAUUUCAAUGAUUAAUAAAAAUAAUACAUACAAUAUUACAGUCAAGGAUGAUAUGGAAUUAUUCAAUAUAUCAUUCAUACUGUGUAAUCCAUUACUGUAUAAUAAAGUUGUAUCAUAUUUUGUAUACUAUUUGUUCAAUAUGGACAUGAUGCUCCUGACAUCGAAGGUAGAAAUUGGAUAUUGGAUUGCAUUAAUUUCACUGGGACUUUCGUGUACAUAUAUCGGAAUUGUCAAAUUCAUCCUAGAAUCACAAUUAAACAAUGUUAUGAAAAUAAAUGAUGAUGAUUUGGACUUGAAGAAGAGUGUGUCAUAUUUGAAACAGUAUAUAAAAGUGUGUAAACCAGUUUCACUCAAAAAGUUGCUAAAGUAUAUAUAUCCAAUAGAGAAGGAUAGCAGACUAUUUAUACUCAAGGUCCCGCCUUUUUUCUCUAACUUUUUAACCUCUAACUUGACGUCACAAAACUCGUCAGACAAUAAAAGUGAUAACUCGAUUCAUGAAGACUCAGUUAAGAAUCCGUUUAGAAGAUUAGGUGAAUUUAGGAUUGAGUUUGAUGAUAAAGAAGGUUCUGCAUAUAAAAUAUUCGAGGGUGACCCUGACACCUCUUUCCACAGCUUGUUAAUUUUAUACUUGCCAAAACUGGACUCUAAAAGCGUAAAUGAGUUCAAAGGCUCAUCAAGAAGCUUUCUUAACCUGUUUCGAAAUGAUCAAGCAGAAAAUAGCCCCAAGGAUACACCCAGUCGUACGCCUCUAAGAUUCACUGAUGAAGAGAACAAGAAUAUCAUACUGAAAAUACUGGAACAAUUCGACCACCAGAAGUUCGAUUCAUACUCCCAUAUUGGGAAUUUGCUGUCACUAACUAACAGACACUAUUCAAGCGUUAAGUCGGCACAAACAACGAUAGGACAAAUUAACCUAGCACUGCUCAACAUAUUUCUAGAGAAACUAUCAACAUUACCCUAUACAAUGCUGAACACACUCUCCUCAACUUCAAAUAUUACAAAAUUACUCUUCAAAAUGGUGUCAAUAGAGUUGAUAAAAACGAGUUUGAAGAACGUUGAUGGAUUGAACCAGAAUUCGGAAGGGUUGAAGAAAUUCAUAUCAUCAGAUAGGUUUAAAAGAGAGGCGGUGGUUAACUUUAAGACGCCAACGGAUUAUUUAUACCUAAAGUUGUUGGCAACAAUAAUGUUCUCAGAUACAGUAAAGCCUAAGGACCCGGUUUUUAAGUUCGCAGAGAAUGUUUCAAACUAUAGCAUAUGUACUUCAUUCAUACUUUUGUACUAUUACAAGAAAUACGGAAAGGAUAAAUCUACAGAACAAACAUUAGAAAGGCUUUCAAAGAACUGUCAUAAAAUCUUGUAUGAUAAGGAGAAUAAAAAUAACCCGUCUUACCCAUAUAGGAAGUGGAGUUAUUUAUUCCAGGAGAUCAACAAGGAUUAG